This is a messenger RNA of Anoplopoma fimbria (sablefish), 2731 nucleotides long. RefSeq names its product calcium homeostasis modulator protein 5-like. The coding region runs from base 1705 to 2637 and encodes 310 amino acids. Gene Ontology annotation, molecular function: monoatomic cation channel activity. Lineage: Eukaryota; Metazoa; Chordata; Actinopteri; Perciformes; Anoplopomatidae. The transcript is spliced from 2 exons. The record is from RefSeq and is a predicted model, not a curated record.
GAUAUUCCAGAGAGCCAAAGGCCGCCAACCUUAAAUAAUGGACUGCCAAGUCAACACUCAGCUGCAGGCUGAUGUUUUUGGGCAAAGACCAAAGUAUUUGACUGAUUGAAAUUCUGAUGAUGGUGCCAGUUGAAAAAGUUAAGAGAUCACAGAGAAUUAUUCAGAGCAGAACAUGAGUAUUUUAACCAUGCAUACAUAAAACCAAACUUAUUGAGGACAAUUAGGACACCCAUUGUGUAAAAAACGCAACCGAAUUCAAUUCAAUUCAAUUCAGUUUAUUUUGUAUAGCCCAGAAUCACAAAUUACAAAUUUGCCUCAGAGGGCUUGACAAUCUGUACACAUGCGACAUCCUCUGUCCCGGAACCCUAACAUCCUAAAACUCUCCUAAAAAUAAAAAUUUUUUAAAAAAGCAGAGCGGUGAUUAAAAAAAAAAAUGAACAGCAGCAAUAGUGAGGCAGAGUGUAAAGUCAGAGAUCAUGAUCACUACCGCAUUCAUCCACAGGGACUGCUAAAAACACAAAAUGAAAGAUCCUCAUAGUAGCUUUAAGUGGCAAUCCUGACAAUGCAUUCGCACAUAAUAGUAAUAAAAAUAAUGAAGAACAGAAAUAUAUUAUAGAUUAAAAAUAUAUAUAUAUAGAUUAAUUUGUGACAUGCAAAGUGAUAACUUUACUGAUGUUACUGUAGUAGCAGCAGAUGAUUAUGUGACUCAUACAGAAUGUGUAGAGGAGGUUUCACCACUUCCUGUUUAAUGCUCUCAGUGUUUUAGUCUGAGUAAUUGAUCAAAAAAACACCAACAGGAUGUGAUCACUUCCUCACUUCACUCUGCUGCUGAUGCUAGCUGCCUCUCUCUCUCUCUCUCUGUAUCUCUGCAACAAUGGUAUGUUCUUUAUGGAAACCUUCACAAAAAAAGAAUGAAUGAAUGCUCUCUUUCUGCAUGAUUUUUUUCUGCAAGUAUGCUUUUCCCUUUUUAACCACAAUUUUUCACCAUUGCAGAUAAUUGUCUAUUUCAUCCCUCCUGAGUGCACGCUGCAGUCACGCUGAACUGAGACUUUGUUGUGUUUGGUGAGUGCAUGCGCACGAGGAGAAACAAAUCAAGUUGUCCUACUUUUACUCAUUUCAUAUGAGUUAACCACUGCUCCAUAUUAAAGUGCAGAGAAACGGAAGCAUGACACCCUUUUAGUUCACUGGUGUGUUUGCCGUUUGUUUUGCCGGCAUGUAAUCGUUUCAGGCUGCAUUCCGAUCACGUGACUGUCAAAGACUUGUAAAAAAAACUAGACCAGCAGGAUUUUGUUUUGCAAACGAUUACCUCAACACAAAGCUGGAGGAGGAAGCAUAUGAAGGGGUGGGGUGGUGUAAAUGUGAACAGAGAAAGGGAAGUGGAGUGAAGUUGUAACUUUUUACAGCUGGGUCUGGACCUUUCCUUUGAGCGGCAGAGAAGCGGGGGCUUUUUCCUCUGGAGCAAGACUAGAUAAAGAGGCUUUGGGUGGGAGGGAGCGUCAGAUUGACUGAAGGAGGAGCCUUAAGAGAGGAGAGGCAGCCAAAGGGAGGGGCACAGACAGUGUUUUGUCCUCAGCUGUGGAGGAAGACGAGACAAGACAGGACAGGGAAUGACUGUAGGUGCUCAAGCUCUUCGCUCUUCGCUCUCUGUUUCUCACUUUGCUUGAUUUCUCACCGGAGUGUGUCCGAAACCUCCCCGCUGGCACCAUGGAUAACUUCCAGACCGUCCUGCGAUUCUUCAUGAACCAGAAAGCCACCAUCGGCUACAGUUUCAUGGCUCUCCUGACUAUAGGCGGGGAGCGAGUCUUCUCCAUGGUCUCUUUUCAGUGCCCAUGCAACCACGACCAGAACUUUGCCUACGGGCUGACCUUCCUGCUGGGCCCGGCGGCGGUGCUGCUGGUGUUGGGCCUCUUCUUCAGCACCAGGUUGUGGAGGCUCUACACCGGCUGCUGCCUCAAUCCCAUGAAGCUGUGCCCCAGAGGGAACUGCUUGGGCUGCCUCAGGGCGUUCACAAGCAUCUUCACCGGGGCUUGCGUGGCCCCUAUAAUGUGGCUCUCAGUGGCCCUGCUCAACGGGACCUUUUACGAGUGUGCUGUCAGCGGCCUAGACGAUAACGUGGUGGUGGAUCUGUUCUGUAAAAACAAGACCAUGAAGUGUCGGAACGAGCUGGCCCGAGUGCCCUGUGACCGGUCCGAACUGUCCAAAGAAGAGCGCAUGGAGCUGCUGUUGAUGUUCAGGGCCCAGUCACAAAUCCUGGGCUGGUGCAUCGUCAUCAUUGCUGCGUUCGGGGGCCUCCUUGGUACCUGCUGCACUAACUGCCGCUCCAAAAUCAGCUACCUGCAACUCACCUUCUGGAAGCGCUAUGUGGAGAAAGAGAAGGAGCGCUUCGACGCCUUCGCGCUGGACUACGCCACCAAGCUGGCGGAGAGAAACCUGCAGAGUUUCUUCGAGAACAAGGACCCCGAGCCGUUCCCUUUCCCCAGCCACAGGGCGUGGGAGGAGAUCUCGGCCCACUACACCUUCUCCAGGAGCGAGCAGUGUUACAGCACCCUUCAGCGGUACGUGGAGAGGACAGACGGGGACUACACAUCGGAGAAGAGACCCGUGUUGGACCCGGAGCAUGGAAUAGAGAUGCUCUGAGAAGGGGCAAACUGCAUUGUGACUGUCAUCACUGUGGGUAUUUAACUCUAGGUCGAUUGUAUGUGCAAGUCUGACUCAGGAACAGCUUCCCCAC